Nilaparvata lugens (brown planthopper) is the source of this 483-nucleotide messenger RNA. RefSeq names its product band 7 protein AGAP004871-like. The record is from RefSeq and is a predicted model, not a curated record. The transcript has 3 exons. The coding region runs from base 28 to 468 and encodes 146 amino acids. NCBI's taxonomy places the organism in Eukaryota, Metazoa, Arthropoda, Insecta, Hemiptera, Delphacidae. Gene Ontology annotation, cellular component: plasma membrane.
AUUCGUCUAUUUUUUUCAGAUUCAGAAAUGAGUUGUAUUGAAAUCAUAGCAACCGUCGGCAGUAUAAUUCUCUUCAUUGUCACAUUUCCAAUAUCAGUCUUCAUGUCUUUCAAGAUUGUUCAAGAGUACGAGAGAGCAGUUAUCUUCAGAUUGGGUCGUGUGAGAACGGGCGGGGCCAGAGGCCCCGGUAUAUUCUUCAUACUUCCCUGUAUUGAUUCCUACUGUAAGGUGGAUCUGAGAACUGGGUCAUUUGACGUCCCCCCACAAGAGGUGUUGACUAGAGACUCAGUGACUGUUCAUGUAGACGCAGUUGUAUUCUACAGAGUUAGCAGCCCCACAAUGGCAACUAACAAUGUCGAAGACUUCAGGUAUCAAAAAAGAAAAUUUAGAAAAAAAAAUUAUCCUGCACCAUCCAUUCCUCACCCGCUUUUGCUGUUUUUAGAGAAGAAAAUGUGGUUUUGGUUUUGACUAUAGUGGAGAAAA